This is a messenger RNA of Hipposideros armiger (great roundleaf bat), 4292 nucleotides long. It is a transcript of the gene JAG2, whose product is annotated as jagged canonical Notch ligand 2. Gene Ontology annotation, molecular function: calcium ion binding; Notch binding. The record is from RefSeq and is a predicted model, not a curated record. Lineage: Eukaryota; Metazoa; Chordata; Mammalia; Chiroptera; Hipposideridae. Gene Ontology annotation, cellular component: membrane. The transcript has 25 exons. Gene Ontology annotation, biological process: multicellular organism development; cell communication; Notch signaling pathway. Bases 1 to 3402 code for a protein of 1133 amino acids.
AUGGAGGAGCCGGACCUUAUGACCAAGGACUUCCAGCUGAACCAGCCAGCUGGAGGCACCAGGAUAUGUCCACCUAGUGCCCUGCUUCGGAAAGACUGGGAGUUGAGUCUUGGCCGGCAACGUUCAUUCACCCUCAUCGUGGAAGCCUGGGACUGGGACAACGACACCAGCCUGGAUGAGGAGCUGCUGAUCGAGCGCGUGUGGCACGCCGGCAUGAUCAACCCUGAGGACCGCUGGAAGAGCCUGCACUUCAGCGGCCACGUGGCCCAGCUGGAGCUGCAGGUGCGUGUGCGCUGCGCCGAGAACUACUACAGCCCCACCUGCAACAAGUUCUGCCGGCCACGCAGUGACUUCUUCGGUCACUACACCUGCGACCAGUAUGGCAACAAGGCCUGUAUGGAUGGCUGGAUGGGCCGGGAGUGUAAGCAAGCCGUGUGUAAACAAGGCUGUAACCUGCUCCACGGGGGAUGUGCGGUGCCUGGGGAGUGCAGGUGCAGCUAUGGCUGGCAGGGGAGAUUCUGUGACGAGUGCGUCCCAUACCCCGGCUGUGUGCAUGGCAGCUGCGUGGAGCCCUGGCAGUGCAACUGCGAGACCAACUGGGGUGGCCUGCUUUGCAACAAAGACCUGAACUACUGCGGCAGCCACCACCCCUGCACCAAUGGGGGCACAUGCAUCAAUGCUGAGCCCGACCAGUACCACUGCGCCUGCCCUGCCGGCUACUCGGGCAGGAACUGUGAGCGGGCAGAGCAUGCCUGUGCCUCCAACCCGUGUGCCAACGGGGGCUCUUGCCACGAGGUGCCCUCCGGCUUUGAGUGCCACUGCCCAUCCGGCUGGAGCGGGCCCACCUGUGCACUGGACAUCGAUGAGUGUGCCUCCAGCCCGUGUGCAGCAGGCGGCACCUGUGUGGACCAGGUGGAUGGCUUCGAGUGCAUCUGCCCUGAGCAGUGGGUGGGGGCCACCUGCCAGCUGGACGCCAAUGAGUGUGAAGGGAAGCCGUGCCUUAAUGCUUUUUCUUGCAAAAACCUGAUUGGUGGCUAUUACUGUGAUUGCAUCCCGGGCUGGAAGGGCGUCAACUGCCAUAUCAACAUCGACGACUGUCCCGGGCAGUGUCAGCACGGUGGCACCUGCAAGGACCUGGUGAACGGCUACCAGUGUGUGUGCCCACGGGGCUUUGGAGGCCGGCACUGUGAGCUGCAGCUGGACGAGUGUGCCAGCAGCCCCUGCCUGGGCGGCCUAUGUGAAGACCUGGUCGACGGCUUCCGCUGCCACUGCCCCCAGGGCUUCUCCGGGCCACUCUGCGAGGUGGACAUGGACUUCUGCGAGCCGAGCCCCUGCCAGAAUGGCGCCCGCUGCUAUAACCUGGAGGGCGACUAUUACUGCGCGUGCCCUGAUGACAUGGGUGGCAAGAACUGCUCCGUGCCCAGGGAGCCAUGCCCUGGCGGUGCCUGCAAAGUGAUCGAUGGCUGCGGGUUGGAGGCGGGACCCAGGGCGGGCGGUGCGGCGUCCUCUAGCGGCGUGUGCGGCCCCCACGGACACUGCGUCAGCCAGCCCGGGGGCAACUUCUCCUGCGUCUGCGACAGCGGCUUCACGGGUGCCUACUGCCACGAGAACAUCGACGACUGCCUGGGCCAGCCAUGCCGCAAUGGGGGCACGUGUAUUGACGAGGUGGACGCCUUCCGCUGCUUCUGCCCCAGCGGCUGGGAGGGCGAGCUGUGCGACACAAAUCCCAACGACUGCCUUCCUGAUCCCUGCCACAGCCGCGGCCACUGCUACGACCUGGUCAACGACUUCUACUGUGUAUGUGACGAUGGCUGGAAGGGCAAGACCUGCCACUCGCGCGAGUUCCAGUGUGACGCCUAUACUUGCAGCAACGGCGGCACAUGCUAUGACAGUGGCGACACCUUCCGUUGUGCCUGCCCCCCGGGCUGGAAGGGCAGCACCUGUAACAUCGCUGAGAACAGCAGCUGCCUGCCCAACCCCUGCGUGAAUGGGGGCACCUGUGUGGGCAGUGGCGACUCCUUCUCCUGCAUUUGCCGGGAUGGCUGGGAGGGCCGCACCUGCACACACAACACCAAUGAUUGCAACCCUCUGCCUUGCUACAAUGGCGGCGUCUGUGUUGACGGCGUGAACUGGUUCCGCUGCGAGUGUGCGCCCGGCUUCGCGGGUCCUGACUGUCGCAUCAACAUCGACGAGUGCCAGUCCUCGCCCUGUGCUUACGGGGCCACGUGUGUGGACGCCAUCAACGGCUAUCGCUGCAGCUGCCCGCCAGGCCGGGCCGGCCCGCGGUGUCAGGAGGUGAUUGUGUUCGGGAGGUCCUGCUGGUCACAGGGUGUGCCCGUCCCACACGGGAGCUCCUGGAUGGAAGACUGUAAUAGCUGCCGCUGCCUGGAUGGCCGCCGAGUGUGCAGCAAGGUGUGGUGCGGCAGGAAACCUUGCCUGCUGACCGGCCGGCCAGACACCCUGAGUGCCCAGUGCCCACCAGGGCAGCAGUGCCGGGAGAAGGCCCCGGGCCAGUGCCUGCAGCCACCCUGUGCUGCCUGGGGGGAGUGCAGCACGGCGGAGCCCCCGCUGCCCGGCACCGCCUGCCUGCCGGGCUCUGGCCACUUGGACAACAGCUGCGCACGCCUCACGCUGCACUUCGACCGAGACCAAGUGCCCCAGGGUACUACUGUGGGCGCCAUCUGCUCAGGAAUUCGUGCCCUGCCAGCCACAAGGACGGUGGCCCGGGACCGCCUGCUCGUGCUGCUUUGUGACCGGCCAUCCUCAGGGGCCAGUGCUGUGGAGGUGGCCAUGUCCUUCAGCCCCGCACGGGACCUGCCGGACAGCAGCCUGAUCCAGAGCGCUGCUCACGCCAUCGUGGACGCCAUCACGCAGCGGGGAAACAGCUCGCUGCUGCUGGCAGUCACUGAGGUCAAGGUGGAGACCGUGGUCAUGGGCGGCUCCCCCACAGGUGUGCUGGUGCCCGUGCUGUGCGGCGUGUUCAGCGUGCUGUGUCUGGCCUGCGUGGCCGUCUGCGUCUGGUGGACCCGCAAGCGCAGGAAAGAGCGGGAGAGGAGCCGGCUGCCGCGGGAGGAGAGCGCCAACAACCAGUGGGCCCCGCUCAACCCCAUCCGCAACCCCAUCGAGCGGCCCGCGGGCGGCCACAAGGAAGCGCUGUACCAGUGCAAGAACUUCACGCCCCCGCCGCGCAGGGCGGGCCGCGCGGGGGGCGAGGACGAGGAGGACGAGGAGCCGGGCCGCGCGGAAGAGGACUCCCUGGAGGCCGAGAAGUUCCUCGCGCACAAACUCACCAAAGAGCCCGGCCUCUCCCCCGGGAGGCCGGCCGGCUGGGCCUCAGGCCCCAAGGUGGACAACCGCACCGUCAGGGGCGUGGGCGAGGCCCGCCGCGCUGGCCAGGAGUAGGCAGGGCGCCAGCCGGCCGCGCGUGACCUGCCGCCGGACCGUGGGAGGCUGAGGCUGUGUGCAUAGUUUAUUUUGUGUAAAAAAACCACCAAAAACCAAAAACAAAUGUUUUAUUUUCUAUGUUUCGUUAACCUUGUAUAAAUUAUUCGGUAACUGUCAGGCGGAAAACGGCGGGGCGUUCUCGGAUAGUUGCUAUUUUUGUACCGUUUCCGGCGGGCGCCGGCCGCGUGGCAGGGGAGAGCAGAGGGUGUCGUGUGCUCACCAAGCUGUGGAACGCUGGUUACCAGUGGCGGUGUGCUGUUUACAGUCUUCCUGUGUAUUCCUCACUUGGGGUUCUCAGUGGCUCCAGGCCAAAGAGCCAGUGGGGCUGAUGGCCCACGGCGUUGAUGGGACCCGUGGCCGUCCGUGUGGCCCACGGCUGUUGGUGGGACCACCCGUGGCCGUCCGUGUGGCACCUGGCUGUGUGUGUGGCCUGUGGCUGACCAUGGCACCUGUGGUUGUCAGGGGGGCUUGAGGUCAUCAGUGGGGUCGUGGCAGUUGGCGUGGCCUGAGGCCUGUGGGCAGCCCCUCGCCGGCUCACCCGUCAGGCCCCCCAGUCUGCUGUCCUCACUUGCUCCUGUCCGGAACAUUCACUCUAGAGAUCCCUCAACUGUGUUUUCAGAAGUGCCCUUCCUGACUGCUCUGUUCUCCCCGGGACGGUGGCAGUAUUGAAGCUUGUGACAAGUGCCUUCACACAAACUCUCCCCUUGCAACUGUCAGCGUUUGCCGUGGGCACCAGGCCACUGCCCACCUGCCGGCCCCGGCCCUCCCCUCCCCCCCGUGAAAGUGCAUUUUUGUAAAUGUGUACAUAUUAAAUGAAUCACUCUGUAUAUUUGAUUUAAUAACUUAAA